Messenger RNA from Hemicordylus capensis (graceful crag lizard), 5352 nucleotides. RefSeq names its product solute carrier family 41 member 2 (gene SLC41A2). Gene Ontology annotation, cellular component: plasma membrane. Gene Ontology annotation, molecular function: monoatomic cation transmembrane transporter activity. The record is from RefSeq and is a predicted model, not a curated record. The transcript is spliced from 11 exons. Lineage: Eukaryota; Metazoa; Chordata; Lepidosauria; Squamata; Cordylidae. Gene Ontology annotation, biological process: monoatomic cation transport. Bases 380 to 2101 code for a protein of 573 amino acids.
UUCUGCCGCGCCUGCUCAGUGUGGGUGGAAGCAGCAGCAUUUCUCGACUCCCGGGAGCUGUCACCGCCUCCGCGGCCGCCGGGCAGCAGCAGGUUCCUUCCUGUGCUGUGAGGAGCGGGCAGCGGCAGACGCGCGACUCGAAGAGGAUGGCGAGCGGCGGCCGCUGGGGGAGGCUGGCGGUGCUUACCCCUCCGCCAUUGCCCAGAUCAAAGGCUUGUUGUGGAAUUGCUCAAGACCAAAAGUUAGUGAAAAGAAAACUUUCUACAUAACAGAGAUGAUCAAUUAUAUCAAAUCAAAGGUUUGUGUAUAACCGAUGCAUCCACAAAAUUUCUUCAUUAGGAUCUGAAGUGAACAUCAGAACCGUAUUUUUUGAAACAGCAUGACUAAUUGUAAAGGAAGAUUUCUCAGCAAGAAAACAAAUGAUAAAUCCUAUCAUGAAGGAAGCUUUGUAAACUGGACUAUAAAUCUAAAUAUUCAGUCUGACAAAUUCUUGAGCCUACUGUUGAGUAUGGUUCCAGUUGUUUAUCACAAAAACCAGGAAGAGAGACAUAAGAAAGUGAAUGGUCUCUGGCAAGAUGGAUUACAGCCGUUGAGGCACAAUUUCAGUGUUAGGACUGAUCAACAUAUGGAUUAUCAUCACUUUUCUGAACCAACUUUUCAUCAUGGUAGUAAUGGACAUAAUUCAUCAAGCUGUAGCCCAAAGUAUGAUAACUUUGCGAGUUAUAAUUAUUCAGAUGGGAUGGACACAUCGGAAACAGUUGCUAUGCUACAGGACAACAGCAUAUCUGGUGGUGGUGAUGAAGAUAAUUCUGCGGAAGUUAGCAGAAAACAGCCAAAAGAAUCUAGUAGCAUCAUGGCAUUACAGAUACUGGUACCAUUUCUUCUAGCAGGAUUUGGAACAGUGUCUGCUGGGAUGGUUCUCGAUAUUGUGCAGCACUGGGAAGUAUUCAAAAAUAUUACUGAAGUUUUCAUCUUGGUUCCUGCACUACUUGGUUUGAAGGGGAACUUGGAAAUGACUUUGGCAUCCCGACUGUCAACAGCUGUAAAUGUUGGGAAAAUGGAUUCACCAAUUGAGAAGUGGAAUCUAAUAAUUGGUAAUUUAGCCUUAAAACAGGUGCAAGCAACAGUAGUUGGUUUUUUGGCAGCUGUAGCAGCAGUUAUAUUGGGCUGGAUUCCUGAGGGCAAAUACCGCCUUGAUCACUCUAUCCUUCUGUGUUCUAGCAGUGUAGCAACCGCCUUCAUCGCCUCCCUUUUACAGGGAAUAAUAAUGGUUGGAGUUAUAGUUGGAUCAAAGAAGACGGGCAUAAAUCCUGACAAUGUUGCAACACCAAUUGCUGCAAGUUUUGGAGACCUUAUCACUCUUGCCAUACUCGCUUGGAUAAGUCAGGGUCUUUAUGAUUGCCUUGAGACAUAUUAUUAUAUAUCUCCUUUAGUUGGUGCCUUUUUCUUGGCUAUGACUCCUAUGUGGAUUGUCAUUGCUGCUAAACAUCCGGCUACAAGAACUGUCCUCCAUUCAGGGUGGGAGCCAGUGAUAACUGCUAUGGUCAUAAGCAGUAUUGGUGGCCUUAUUCUGGACACAACUGUAUCUGAUCCUAAUUUGGUUGGGAUUGUUGUUUAUACUCCAGUAAUCAAUGGUAUUGGUGGUAAUCUAGUGGCAAUUCAAGCAAGCAGGAUUUCUACUUAUUUACAUUUGCACAGUGUUCCUGGAGAGCUACCAGAAGAAGCCAAGGGCUGCUACUAUCCAUGCAGGACAUAUUAUGGCACAGGAGUAAAUAAUAAAUCAGCCCAAGUUCUUUUACUCUUGGUGAUUCCUGGACAUUUAAUUUUCUUAUAUACUAUUCAUUUAAUGAAGAGUGGUCACACAUCCUUGACUCCAAUCUUCAUAGUAGUAUAUUUGUUCACAGCCCUCCUACAGGUCUUUAUACUGUUGUGGAUUGCUGACUGGAUGGUGCAUCACUUCUGGAAAAAAGGGAAAGAUCCAGACAGUUUUUCCAUCCCGUAUCUCACUGCACUGGGAGAUCUUCUUGGAACUGCCUUACUUGCAAUGAGUUUUCACUUUCUGUGGCUCAUUGGUGACAGAGAUGGUGAUGUAGGAGACUAAUAAUUCAGACAUGCAUACUAGCUGAUGCCAUUAGAUGGAGAAGACAAACGGGAGACGACCACUUGUUUUAUCACCGAAAGGAUCUCAAGACACUUGCUCAAUUUGAUUUUGGUAAUAGUGUUGGCACUGAUAUUAAAUGGCCUUAACUUUUUAAAAAUAAGAGACAGAAGUGGAAGGAUAGGCUUUUAACAUUUUUAUGCUGCGAGUGUGGCUGUUAACAUCUUCUGACCACAGGAGGAGAAAGGUGGGCCAUUGUGCCAAAACAAACAACCACCUAAAAAUGUAAUGGAUGGACAGUAAAUAAUGUGAUUAAACCAUCAGUGCAUCUAUCUUCAUAACAAUUUGGGUUGCAUUUCAGCUGACAGCCUAGCUGUGCAUUUUAAUUUCCACAAUAUAAAAGGUUCACAAACUCAGAUAUUUCUUGUUGUAGCUAAAUCUCUUGGAAUUGGACACAUUAGUUAAAUAGUAGGGAGAGAAAGGACUAUAUUGUGCAUGUAAUUAAGAAAAAAAAAGUUCAAGCAAGACAUUCCACAGGGUAUUCAGCAAGCCUUUUUAGUUGUGGGUGAGCAAAAUAAAGCAACUUCUAUUCUAAAAACUAAUUUAAUUAGCUGGAAACGAGUAACACAUUUCUAACAGAUGAUACUUUCAGUACUAUCGCAUGGACAUUAAUGAUAUCAUAAGCUUUUAUUUCAAAAGGUAUGAGGGUACGAUUAUAAAAUGUUUUGCAAUUUAUUGUAUAAGGUAUAGGAAAUCAGGGCUGUUGAGAGAAAUAAAAGUCGGGAGUAAGAGGAGAUUAAUAAUCAGUUACAUAGAAGCAUAGGAAGCUGCCAUAUACUGAGUCAGACCAUUGGUCCAUCUAGCUCAGUAUUGUCUACACUGACUGGCAGUGGCUUCUCCAAGGUUGCAGGCAGUAAUCUCCCUCAGCCCUAUCUUGGAGAUGCCAGGGAGGGAACUUGGAACCUAGAUGCUCUUCCCAUAGCAGCUCCAUCCCCUAAGGGGAAUAUCUUACAAUGCUCACAUGUGGUCUCCCAUUCAAAUGCAACCAGGGUAGAUCCUGCUUAGCUAAGGGGACAAGUCAUGCUUGCUACCAUAAGACCAGCUCUCCUCUCCUAGUUUUCCCAGUUAUGGAAAAACUGAAAUAUAUCUCCUGACGAGACAAGUGAUGUGUGCACGCAUUUUUCCCCCCAAAAGAAAUAUUAUUUAAAAGAAGGAAAGCUUGAGUUCAGUCUGCCAGUGCUACUAUACUCACAACCAGUGGGAUUCUUACUAUGUGCCAGUGGAAAUUUAAAGGGCUUUUCUAAAUUAUUGUUUUAAUGUGGACUGAGUGCAGUUUCUGUUCUGGUGUUGCAGAGGAUCCAGACAUCUUCCUCAAAUGUAGUUCUGCUGUUGUGAAGAAACAUCAUUUUCUCAGCAUUCAAGCCAGUGAAUGCUUUGCUGUUGAAAAAAUAUGAUUCCCUGUGCCCACCUGAGUCAGUGCAUCAGUCCUUUGUUGAACAUGGUGAUGCAGGUGUCAUAAGCAUCUGUUGAUUAUUGUCUGUAGCCAGUGGCAACUAUAAUGCAGGGGACCUCAUUUUUGUGGGUUCUCCAUUAGUAGUUUCAGCUAUUUGCAGUGAGGCUGUAUAUACCCAGUAUCCAUGAUUGCGGGGCGUCAAUGCCGAAACCGUGAUAAUUGAAACCUUGUGCCUGUGGGAAUGAUAGGAUUAGGUUCCUCAGUACUCAGUAGAUCCUCAAGGUUUCAAUCAUCGCAGUUUUCUGCGUUCGUGGUGGUAGCCGAGAACAUACUGCACCCCGCACCCUGUGAAAAACGAGGGCUUCGUAUAUAUCAGUGAGGAGCAACACAACUACCAACACAUGUCCACAUCGUUCCAUGAGCACUUAAAAGGUAUUACUUUUUAAAACUUCUUUAAGCACUUCCCUGAUGAAACACUCUAACCAUGCAAAUUUCACUCCUGGGUGCUUUCCAGAUUAACCCCUACAACAGUGUCACAACAUAUCUGCUAAGUGUGCUUCCGUACUUCCUGUGUUGUGACGCCGCAGUCCCUGCACUGACAGCAAGGUGCCAUUCACAUUUCUGAUGCCUUUUUAUUUUUAUUUUAUCACUGCAAUUUAGUGCUAUAAUGUUGUAUGUCAGUUGCAAAAAAGUAGCUGUAUUUUCCAUUGUAGAUUCUGGGGAUUGUUUUCAAUUCGAUCCUGCCAAUCCGAGGCAUUUUACCACAGUUGCUGUGGGUAAUCUGGAAAGCACCCUGCAAUGCUUACUGUGACUUAUUGCUGAUCAUUUCAAUAGGAUUUGCUCCUGGGGGCAGGAAGGCUGCUUGACAUGUCUGAACUUUAAAGUGUUUGUUGCUGAUCAUGUAACUGUGAUUUGGGAAUUAUGUAGUUGGUUUAAGGGGAAGAUCUGUGAAGAGCUGUCCUGCAGCCCAUGAGUACUUAAGUCUUUGCCUGAUUAUUGUUGUUUUAUGGUUUGUUUUGAGUUGUACACUGCCUUGUGUGCCUUUCAGGCAGAAAGGAGAUUAAUAUAUUCCACAAAUAAAACAAUAUCUCAAAUCAUGGUUGUGCAGUUCCCCCUCCUCCAAACCUCCAAUGAGACCAUACGAGUUUCAUGGUAACUUACAGGAAUUAUGCACAAGAUUAGUCCCAUUAUAUACACCCAAGUUGCGUGAAUUGGCUUAGCAGAAUUAUUUCAAAAUUUGGCACCUAUGUCCAUGCAUGAGGUCUCUCUUUUCAUUUAUUGUCAUUGAUAGAGCCAAAGUAACAGAAACAAAUACAGGCUUAACUGCUAAGUAUCCUCAUUUCCAUAGAAAUUCAAGGUAUUGGCAGCUGUUUGGCUUUGUAACUGAGACCUUUGACCAGAUAUCUGAUUUUUUUUAAUGCAUAAUUAUUACUGACUGCCUUGUUGCUGGAAGAAUUGCACAUAGAAUAAGAUUUCAGAAUUGUGAAGGAGAAUUGGGCUGCCUUUCUAGACUUCCUUGUUCCACUUGUUAGCUAUAUUAGCAUUUUUCAAAAUGGUACCCUGUCUGUAGUGUUGUGAAUAACACAUCUAUUCAUUUUGUUUUAAAACACAGUUGGUGAUAACUUGAAAUCCUUUUUAUUUCAGAAUAUAGAUCUAGAAGCAAUUAAGUUUAAUUCAAUUGAGCUACCUUCAUAUGGAAUUAUGAUUUAAGGUUUGAAGCAGCUAUGGAACAUUAAAGGUCUUUGGAACCAAACCCUAAAGCUCCAAAGGAAAAAAAUAAUAAAAAUUUGUCUGUUUUUAA